Molecule: messenger RNA, 494 nt
Organism: Hypanus sabinus (Atlantic stingray)
Lineage: Eukaryota; Metazoa; Chordata; Chondrichthyes; Myliobatiformes; Dasyatidae
Product: CXADR-like membrane protein
Exons: 3
Source: RefSeq, a predicted model, not a curated record
AUAAACCCAAAGAUGUGAAAGUCCUGUCCAAUGAUUCUGUGGUCGAGGGAUCACAGGUUACGUUACGAUGUGAGAGUGCCGGGAAUCCACCUGCAGACACCUACCAGUGGAAGAAGGUGUGUUCCGGGACGGAGAUGAGACUCGAAGGAUCCACACGUGAGCUUCGGAUCCAGGUCUCAAUCGAGGAUGAGUCCUGUGACUAUUAUUGCAGAGCUGGGAAUGUGAUUGGAGGUCAGGAUUCUGAACCCAAACGUUUCCACAUUCAGUCUCAGGGACGGCUAUCCAAGGCGUCAGUCAUUUCAACGGCUUUGAAAGGGGCUCUGUUUCUUUUCACCUCAGUGGCUCUGAUCUGUUUCCUUAAGAACCGCAGGAAUACCAGGAAACCAGCAGAAAAAGCAGAAAGGCCUGUGUCAGAGCAUUUGUAUGAAAUGGUCUCGAUGAGUCGCGGGGGAGUCAAGGUGGAAGAAUCAAUGAAAGCUGCACAAUAAUCCAGG